Messenger RNA from Gossypium raimondii (Peruvian cotton), 2016 nucleotides. Its product is annotated as trehalase. The record is from RefSeq and is a predicted model, not a curated record. Bases 150 to 1871 code for a protein of 573 amino acids. NCBI's taxonomy places the organism in Eukaryota, Viridiplantae, Streptophyta, Magnoliopsida, Malvales, Malvaceae. Gene Ontology annotation, molecular function: alpha,alpha-trehalase activity. Gene Ontology annotation, biological process: trehalose catabolic process. The transcript is spliced from 11 exons.
UUUACAUUAAGGAAUCUAAUUCUGAUUAACUGUUAGUGUUUAUAGGAUUAAAUAUUUAGUUCUUUCAUAGUACAGUCAUCUAUCACCUACUUUAACUACUAUCGGAGAGACCUCCUCACCUACUUUCACUACUAUCAGAGAGACCUCCAAUGGCUGCUGCCAAUCACUCACCUUCAUCGCCUUACUCAUGUGCUAAAGAUUCAGGCCCUGUAAUACCAACAACCUCUUUAGUUACUUUCCUUGAACGUGUCCAAGAAACUGCUUUCCAAACUUACGAGAGAUCAAAAUUUGAUCACAAAGACUUUAUAGACUUGUCAUUAAAGUUCGAUCUUUCAACCACAGUGAAGUCGUUCGAUGAAAUUUCCAAGACAGAAAAUGGGUCAGUGUCGACUAAGGAUUUUGAAGAGUUUAUAGGAAAGUGGUUUAAAGGUGCAGGAGAGGAUCUUGUUUAUGUUGAGCCAAUGGAUUUUGAGACGGAGCCAUAUGGGUUUUUGCCCAAGGUGGAGAACCCAGAGGUGAGAGCUUGGGCAUUAGAGGUGCAUGGUUUGUGGAAGAAACUGAGUAGGGAAGUUUCGAGCUCGGUUCAUGAUCAUCCUGAAUUGCAUACUUUGCUUCCUUUACCGGUGCCUGGUAUGAUCCCUGGUUCACGGUUCAGGGAAGUUUAUUAUUGGGAUUCUUAUUGGGUUAUCAGAGGGCUGCUGGCGAGUAAAAUGCACGAGACAGCAAAAGCCAUUGUGACUAAUCUCAUUUCGUUGCUAGAUACAUAUGGUUAUGUACUUAAUGGUGCCAGAGCCUAUUACACGAAUCGAAGCCAGCCUCCACUCCUGAGUGCAAUGGUUUAUGAGAUAUACAAUAGAACUGGUGAUGUGGAUUUGGCGAAGAAGGCUCUCCCUGCAUUGCUUAAAGAAUAUCAGUUCUGGAAUUCAGAAAUACAUACGAUGAUCAUCCAUGAUGCUGAGAAUUGUAAUCACUCAUUAAACCGGUAUUAUGCAAUGUGGAACAAACCCAGGCCUGAAGCAUCAGCCAUUGAUAAAAGAUUUGCUUCCAAGUUCUUGAAUGUUAAUGAGAAACAGAAAUUUUACCGAGAGCUUGCUUCAACUGCUGAAUCUGGAUGGGAUUUCAGCACAAGAUGGAUGAGGAACCCUUCUGAAUUUACAAGUUUGAGCACAACAACUAUUUUACCUGUUGAUUUAAAUGCAUUCAUGCUGAGGAUGGAACUUGACAUUGCCUUCUUUGCGAAAAUUGUUGGAGACGAUGCCAUUGCUGAGGAUUUCCUUACAGCUUCUCACACAAGAAAGAAGGCAUUCAACUGUGUCUUUUGGAACGAAAACAUGGGACAAUGGGUGGAUUAUUGGCUUAACUAUGGUGCUGAACCCAAGGAACCACAAACUUGGGAAGCUCAGAAUCAGAACCAGAAUGUGUUUGCUUCAAACUUUGUUCCCUUGUGGAUUGAUUUGUUCAACUCAGAUACUCCUCUGGUGGAAAAGGUAACAAGAAGUCUUCAAAGUUCAGGCCUGCUUUGUGCUGCUGGGAUUGCAACCUCUUUGACAAAUUCGGGACACCAAUGCAGGGACUUCCCAAAUGGUUGGGCUCCAAUUCAGCACAUGAUAGUUGAAGGCUUGUGGAGAUCUGCAUCGACAGAAGCAAGGAAAGUAGCUAGAGACAUAGCUGAAAGAUGGAUCAGAGCCAACUACGUGGCCUACAAGAAAACAGGGACAAUGCAUGAGAAAUAUAACGUGGAAAAGUGUGGCGAAUAUGGUGCUGGUGGCAUUUAUAGACCCCAGACAGGUUUCGGUUGGUCGAAUGGAGUGGUGUUGGCAUUUUUGGAGGAAUUUGGAUGGCCUAAAGACCAAAACAUAGACUGCAACUAAAGCUUCAAAAUGGGUUUGGUUUGAUUUAAAUAAACAAGACAAUAAUCUUUUCAUUAAAUAAAAACCAAGAGGUUAAAUGUUGGCAGCCAUGUACUAGUAUUCUAUGCCAUAAUUUUUUCAUAUAUAAUGUGAUAUUCUUAUUUAA